AGGGAGGGGGGAAUGGGGAAUUUCUUUGGAAAGCAGAGGCUGUGUGCUGUCUGACUGUUGACAAGGGCAGGCAGGCGGAGGGAGAGCAGAGAGAUGGAGAGAGGAACGAGGUUUUCCAGGACUGAUACGUGGAGUGUGGGCACUAUGAAAAGCAUCUAGCACAAGGGAUUUGAGGAAUUCCUCAACGCAAGGCAGAUCUAUGACUUGCACCGACGGUGAAGUUUUUCUGGCACAAGGAUGCACAUAUUUUGUGCACCAGGUACUUGACACUGAAGUCUGCUGUAUUAAUAUCCAUGUCGCCUGAAGUGAAUGGUGGAAAAACACAUCACAGGAAGUGUAAUGGAUAGACUCUGUGUGGAAAGCCUGGAAUUGAUCUCACUGGAUUUACCCUAAGCUUCUCUUUGAUCCAUGUGCCAGGUAGUCGUCUUGCAUGCUUUACGUCUCUUUAUCUCUCCCGUCUGUCUCGUAACAUCCACGCUGUGGUGUAUGGCUGCAAACAGCAUGCCUUAAUCUACAGGCAAAGACUCAAUGUACUGUAAUUUUCCUUGCCAUCAUACUAGAUGUCAAUGUGUAAUCUGCUGGAAGGUUAGGAAGGUUGUGGUUGCAGUGUUCAAGUGUGCUCGAAUGUUGGAAAAAAACGAAGCACGAUGCAAAUCAAAGGGGAACGAAGAUUCUGAGGCUUUAAGAUAUAUGGAAGACAAACAGACACGCAAACGUGCACAAAGGACACAAGUAGCAAUCUAGUCUAAUCCACAGGAAGAAACCACAAUUCAAACCGUCGUCUCUCCUCCUCUAAAGCUCAUAAAAUGUCUUUUUGUCACUUGGGAUCAAAACGGAAUACCUGAUCACCAUAGAUCAGUUUAAUCUAUGUCUGUGUCUACCUGUCUACCCAACUUGAACCUCAUGGAGCAAACUGGUGUAUCACAGCAUAAAACCACCUACCUCAUCUCCCUAACCUUGGUAAAGGUGGAGACAACUGAGGAUCAUGGGAUGGAAAAGGCCAGGCAAAGUGUGGAGGGGGCAACAAGUCAGGCUGGAGAAAAAAAGCUAUCUUCAAAUGCAGAUUCGAGCAACAGUGAUCUGAAACAACAGAAACAAGAGGAGGUCACUGAACCAGAACCAAGGAAAAGUACCCUGCUCAAAACAGGACAGGAAACACUUCCAAGCCCCAGAGACCAUAAAGCACUUUUUACAGAUGGUGCACAAGCCAGUGACAGGCAAAAAUCAAUAACCUCAUCCACUGCAGAAAACGGUGGGGCAAGAGAAGCCUCAGGAGCAUCUCAAACAUCUAUAUCCAAGGAUGCAGCAGAACCAACCCAACCCCCAGCCACAAGUGAUGGCGUAGGACGUGUUAACAAGCGUCCCGUUUCCCUUCUAAAAACACACAGUGGUGCCCUUAGUGGCCGUGAAUUAAGGGAGGCCAGAGACAGUAUCCAUGCUUCCUCUAAAAGCCUGGAUCGGAAAGACAGCAGGAACAGGAUUCAGUCCCCUGCAAGCCCUGCUCCAAGCACAUUUAGAGCCUCCUGGGCUGUGUGUGAGGCCAAACCCAACGAAGAAAAUCAGAAAGGAGGCACUAGGGUUAAAAUGUCUACAGAAGCUGUGAUUGCCAUGCGGACCCAAAGCCCAAGAGCUGAGAGACUGAAGUCAGGGUCUACAUCUCUUCCAGCUCCUGUCACUGUGGUCUCCAAACCCCAGCGCAAAGGGAAGAGUCGUACCCUGGACAACAGUGACCUGAACUGCCUGUCUGAGGACCUUCUGAAAGGAAAAGGUGGUCAAAUGACAUCAGACAUCAGGACAGGUCAGUUGCAGGGGACCUCAACUCGUGACCGCAAAAUGUUCAGAUUUAUUAGUGGCAUUUUUACCAAGAGCACUCAAGUCCCAUCCAGCGCUGGUAUGGUACCCCAGGUUCCUAGCUCCUCACAGAGAGAGACCAGUGAGGAUGAAGCUUCCUUUGCUAACAGUCAGGAAUGGACCUUAAAUCGCUCUAUACCAGAGCUGAGACUGGGGGUGCUGGGUAGCAUACGGAGUGGAAAGUCUGCCCUGGUAAACAGGUUUAUCACAGGAAGCUAUCUUCCUCAUGAGUCACCUGAAGGUGGGAGAUAUAAGAAAGAGGUCUUGGUUGAUGGGCAGAGUUACUUGUUAUUGAUCCGAGAGGAAUCCUGCCUUCCAAAUGCACAGUUCAGCAACUGGGUAGAUGCAGUUAUUAUGGUGUUUAGCCUGGAAAAUGAAGCCAGCUUCCAAGAUGUGUACAAGAACUUCAGUGAACUGGGAACCCAUCGCAACACUGCAGACAUCCCUCUUAUAGUAGUAGGGACACAAGAUAAGAUUAGCAACACAAAUGUCCGUGUCAUUGAGGAUAAGCGGGUACAUCAGCUUUGUACAGAUGUGCGACGUUCUACGUACUAUGAGACCUGUGCCACCUAUGGACUGAAUGUGGAGAGAGUCUUCACUGAAGUGUGCCAGAAGAUAGUAGCAGGUAAGAAGCAAGCCAGCCAUCUAGCAACCUGCAAGUCCCUACCCAACUCCCCCAGCCACUCUGGAGCCUCUACACCUGUGUCUGCUCCAUUACUGGGACAGGCCAGUAAUGGGGGCCAGAGUAGUGAUUAUUCCUCCUCUUUGCCCUCCACCCCUGUUAUAAGUCACAGAGAAAUACGGGGAGUGGCAGGAGAGGGAGGCGCUCAGCGAAAUGUACCACGACGCCGGACCUCCUUGUUCACGAACCGUCGUGGGAGCGAUAGUGAAAGGAAGACUUCGGGGAGCAGAGCUGAUGCGGGAGACAUCAAACCGGUUAUUAUCAGACAGGGCACAUUAUGGAAGCGCAGUGAACGUUCUCUGAACAAGGAGUGGAAGAAGAAGCUUGUCACACUUACCAACAAUGGCAUUCUCACAUAUCAUUCAAACGUCAAUGAAUACAGGCAGAACACCCACGGUAAGGAGAUGGACCUGCUACGUGUUACUGUCAAAGUACCAGGAAAGCGUCUGCACAGGGCAGCACCCCCAACUGGCCCUGCUCCUGCUACUACUCUUUCCCCUGGAGUCAAUGGUCUUGCAAAAGACAAACCAGCACUUGAAGGAGGAAGCUCAUCAAUUCUUCUGACUGUUGAUGAGGCAGCUGGCUCUGUAAUGUCACCUCAAGAUGAACAAAAAAUCAAACGUUGUCCUUCAUCUGUGUCCAAUAAGGCAUUAAGCCUGGUAGAAUCAAGCAUUGACGGGGCUACAAGCUCUUCUCUGGGAAAAGACAUCACACCAUCAUCCCCCAUGACCGACAGAAAGAACAAGACUAGGAGGAAGAAAAGUAUGAAUGUCAAAGGAGAUGCUGCAGCCAGCCAGGCUGAUGCCAAGCGCAAAAUGUGGAAAUUGAAAAGCUUUGGUAGCUUGCGAAACAUUAACAGAACAGAGGAGGAGAAUGCAGACUUUAUCAUCAUAUCAAGCACAGGACAGAGCUGGCACUUUGACACCCAGAAUCAGGAGGACAGGGAUGCCUGGGUGCAAGCCAUUGAGAGCCAAAUCCUGGCUUCUCUGCAACUGUGUGAAAGCAGAAAUAAGACUCGGAGAUGUAGCCAGAGUGAAGCUGUGGCACUACAAGCCAUUCGCAAUGCCAAAGGAAAUGAUCUGUGUGUGGACUGUGAUGCACCACAUCCCACCUGGGCUAGUCUAAAUUUGGGAGCACUGAUUUGUAUUGAGUGCUCAGGAAUUCACAGGAACCUUGGGACACACUUGUCCCGAGUCCGCUCCUUGGACCUGGAUGACUGGCCUAGUGAGCUCACCAAGGUGCUAAUGGCAAUAGGCAACCACUUGGCCAACAGCAUUUGGGAAAAAUGUACACAAGAGCGCCAAAAGCCAACGCCUGAAGCAACAAGAGAGCAGAGGGAGUCUUGGAUCCGGGCUAAAUAUGAGCAGAAGUUGUUUGUGGCACCCUUGCCAACUCAGGACGAGAGCCCAGGUGAGGUGACAUCAUCGCAGCUCCUCAGUGCUGUCACCAACAAAGAUCUUCCCAGUCUCCUGCUGCUCUUGGCCCACAGCACCAAGGAGCAGCUUAAUGUUCCACUGCAGCCUCAGAGCCCCUUACAUGCAGCCUGCCAGUUUGGAGAUGUGGUCAUGACUCAGCUCCUAGUUUGGUAUGGUAGUGACGUGAAAGCAAAGAAUCCUCAAGGCCAAACAGCUUUAACGCUAGCACAACAGGCUGGGAGCCAAGAGUGUGUGGAUAUCCUUCGCCAACAUGGCUGCCCCAAUGAAACCUCACCCACUGCACCUACUGCACCUACUCCGAUUCUCUCCCGCAAAAAUAGCAUCACAAGUCUCGGACGUAACAAUUCCAGGAGAAGGGUCACAUAACUUGUAAAGACUUCAUGGACAGACAAAGAUUCUUCCAUUCUGGAGAAAAAAAAAAGAACAGUUUUUAUUUCAUUUUGUUAAAAUGCUAUGUACGUCUCUCUCUGUGGAUGUUUUGGUCUGUCCUCCUUCAUAUACGUCCAUUUAGGUUCCUCAGAGAAGGCAAAAAAACAUACUUGUCAAUGUCUGAAAUGAAAUUAUCAAGCCAGCUUAAAAUUAAAUAAAGAUACUGUUUCAACGACUCAAAAGCAAUAUUAUACAUGCUAAUUAUAUAUCUAAUACAAAGACAAAUGUAGCCUAGAGAGCUUCUCCAAGCAAUCUGUGGAUUCAACAUUACUGUAUGACUCAUAAAACUGUUCCUCAUAAUAAGCAACAUACAUGAGGCCACUGUGUUUGUAUGGGAAAAGGAUAGUAUGUCAUUGUGCACCGUUUCUAAAUACUAGAAUAAAUAAACUUAAAUCUUUAAA
Molecule: messenger RNA, 4799 nt
Organism: Tachysurus fulvidraco (yellow catfish)
Lineage: Eukaryota; Metazoa; Chordata; Actinopteri; Siluriformes; Bagridae
Gene: agap2
Product: ArfGAP with GTPase domain, ankyrin repeat and PH domain 2
Exons: 19
Coding region: 868-4335 (1155 amino acids)
Cellular component (GO): nucleus
Molecular function (GO): GTP binding; GTPase activity; GTPase activator activity
Source: RefSeq, a predicted model, not a curated record